This is a messenger RNA of Dovyalis caffra, 1269 nucleotides long. The record is from the annotation of a GenBank genome assembly. NCBI's taxonomy places the organism in Eukaryota, Viridiplantae, Streptophyta, Magnoliopsida, Malpighiales, Salicaceae.
AUGAGACGAAAAGUCAUUGUCUAUACUGUGAAGAUUGAAAACAAGGUCCGUGUGGAUCCAUUAAAGGGAUGCCACCAUAAGCGAAGUGGAUCCGAUUCUUGGAUUUCAAAACCCAAGGAAAGACUAAGAUCUACUGAUGAUCCUGGAAUUGGAGAUGUUUCACUUAGGGUCAAUCCGAAUGGCUCACCACAAGUGUUUUUAUAUAAGGGUACGAAGCCAUCUCGUCGAACUGCCCCAUGGCCUUGGAGAAGCCAUGGGGGUGGCCAGCCCAGUCCGUACAACAGGAGUUUUGUAAAUGCUCAAGACGAAAUAUACGUUGGUUAUACUAUUCCUGAUGAUUCUCUUGUCCUAAUAACAGUAGUGGAUUAUUCAGGAUUUUUGAAAAAGUUAACAUGGCAGGAGAGUGAAUCAAGUGAUGGCCAAUGGAAGGAGAUUUGGAGAGAACCUCAGUCUCGAUGUGAUUUUUAUGGAUGGUGUGGUCCAAAUAGUUUAUGUGAACCUGCUGAUAUAAAUAGAUUUGAAUGUUCGUGUUUACUUGGGUUUGAGCCCAAGUGCCCAAGGGACUGGUUUCUGAGAGAUGGUUGUGGGGGUUGUGUCAGGAAACGACUGGAAUCCUCUUCAGUCUGCGAGCACGGAGAAGGAUUUGUGAAGGUGGAAAAUGUAAUUCUUCCGGACACUACCGCAGCAGUUUGGGUGGACAUGAGCAUGAGUCGUGCAGAGUGUGAACUAGAAUGCAAGACCAAUUGUUCAUGCUCCGCGUACGCCAGCAUUGAAAUUCCUGGGCAAGGGGAUGGCUGUUUGACUUGGUAUGGGGAAUUAUUAGACAUGAAAUAUGGUACGACUGAUAGUUAUGAUCUAUUUGUUCGCGUUGAUGCAUAUGAAUUAGCUGAAUAUAACAGGAAGUCAAAUGGUUCUGGUAAAAGGAAGGACAUUCUGGCCAUUUUGGCACCAUCUGUUGCAUCGCUAUGGUUUCUCAUUAGCCUAUUUGCUUUUUUGUGGCUCAGGAAGAGGGCUCAAAAAGAGGCUCGAACUUUGAAUUUGAGUGUUGUCAGCGUGCAUGGCAACAAGUUGGAUCGAGUUGGGUUUUUUUGCCUCUGUUGGUGUUCUUGUGUCGCAUAUCCGGGUCUUCAGCCUACGUUCUACAGGUGGUUUCAUUCUAUUGAUUUACUUCCGUUGAUGUCUUCAUCAACAGACAGUGGGAAGACAAAAGGUAAACAGGUUACUGAUUUAGACCACAAUGAACUUGAGGUAGAUGUUGAAUUGGAGUAG